AGUGUGUGUGUGUGUGUGCACACGGAGAUAUCGCUGAAAUAAAGAACAGGAAGAGAAGAUAGCUGUGCCUUCUCAUACACAGUUUUUGGCUCUUUCGCUGUGCAGCAAGUUCCUCUCCUGUCCACAACCGAAGGUCCCUCUCAUGGGAAGAGUGAAGGGCAAGUCUGGGCCCUUGGCCCGGAGGCCAGACAACUCAGCUUUCAAACAGCAGAGGCUACCUGCGUGGUCUCCCAUGCUGACAGCUAACACUGUGCUGCCUUUCUUCUACUUUAUGGCUUUGAUAUGCAUGCUGCUGGGAGUAUGGCUGCUUCUCAUGGUACAGAGCACACAGGAAAUAAAGCUGGACUACACAGAUGCUUCGAACUGUAAUAUAUGUUUUGAAAAGCGUAAAAAUGUGAGCAACGCAGGAGAGAGCUGCAGCUGCAAAGUGGUGUUUUCUAUUGAGAGACCAUUCAAGGGAGACGUCUUUUUCUAUUAUGGCCUGAAAAACUUUCAUCAGAACCUCCGUAGAUACAUGGACUCCAGAGAUGAUGGACAGAUGGUUGGCAGGAAGAAAAACUUGAAGAAUCCCAGUUCAUAUUGUGAGCCGUUUACAAGAGACCAGAAUGGAUUGCCCAUUGCUCCCUGUGGCGCUGUGGCCAAUAGUAUCUUCAAUGACUCCUUCACUCUGACCUAUCAUGAAUCCAAUCAAAAUAAAUUUCGGGUUCCUUUGUUACGGAGAGGCAUCACCUGGUACACCGACAAAAAUGUCAAAUUUCGCAACCCCAGGAUGGACAACUUGUCACUGGCUCAAGUGUUUGAUGGCACAGCAAAGCCACUGUACUGGCACAAGCCAGUGUAUGAGCUUGAUCCCAUCGACCCGACCAACAACGGCUUCAUCAAUGAUGACCUGAUCAUAUGGAUGAGGGAGGCAGCCUUCCCCAACUUCAAGAAGCUCUAUGGGGUUUUGCACCGAGCCAACGAGCCCUUCAUUCAGGGGCUUCCAGCCGGGAGUUACAGCAUCGACAUAUCCUACAACUUCCCUGUGCAGUACUUCCAAGGUAGGAAGGAAGUGGUGCUGACGACGCUGACCUGGUUUGGAGGUCAGAACCAUUUCCUGCCCAUUGCUUACCUAGUAACCAGCAGCCUGAUCCUACUGAUAGCUGUCAUCCUCACGGUGGUCUGGUGUAAGUUCGGAAAGAAUGGCAAGAACAUGGAGGAAUGAAGGGUAAGAGGUGCACUGGGACGCUGAGGAGUGAAAAAGAAAACUCACAAGCAGCUGAAAAUUGAUAAUUGUUGUGCUGCUUAGGAGCUGCUUUAAACAGACAUCAAAUCCUAAAUGACAAGAGCACUGAUGUGAGCAAAUGAAGGAUAAGAAUGGUUUUAAAAAAGAAUGUUAAUUUGGUGCAAUACCAUAACAGCAUUUGCAGGAAAACCAAUGAAGAAUUUAGUUUGACAUCUGGAAAUGACUUUCCCAAUCAGCUAAAUGAUCCACAUGUGUGACGGCUUUUGUUGUGAUGAUGUUGUUCGGAACAACCACUUGUGAAAGCUGGGUGCCUUUUUACUUGAUGAACUUUUGAAUUUUUUGUAACACACACCAUUUUGUUCAUGCACUGUUAAUAUUUAUUAAGAUGAUUAUUAUAUACUUAUUAUAAUUAUUAUAUUAAGAAUUAGUAAACUCCAGUCACUGUGGUGUUAAAGCUGCAUUUCAUGUCAUUAUGGCAAAGUGGAAAAGCUACACUUUAAUUAGUGUGAUGUAGAGUGGGCACCAGCCAUUAGACAAACCCUGUAACGCUACUUCCUAAUACUGAAUAAAGGUUUUUAAUUAAGGUUUAAGCAUGAAGGUUAGCGAGUGCAGCUAAUAUUGCAUCUAUGUCAGUGUUACAUGGUACAAUAGGUGCUUAAAGAAAUGCUUGUUUUUAGACUGCAGCCAUGCUAGCAGCUCUGUGAGAGCACAGUGGAGCUUUGAGCUAAAUGCUCAAAGUGGCAAAGCAAACAUGCGGCUUUGCAGGUAUGUUUACCAUGUUCACCGUCUCACUUUAGUGUGUUGGCAUGCUAAAUAUGCUAAUUAGCACUCAACGCAAACUACAACUGAAGCUGAUGGGAAUGUAAUUUAAUCAGAUAUUCAUACAUAAACCAAACUAUCACAGAACAAUGAUUUUAUAAACCAAAACAAUGAUGCAGUUUAGAUCUUUUUUUGUGUAAGUAUGGCCAUUGUUGAUCAAGGGGGAAAAAAAGGUUUAUUUAACUGUAUUUGCAGUGUAAUUGUGGAGUCUGUUUUGAUGACAGCUGAAGAUUUGAAUAAAACAUUUUCUUUUAAAAACUCUUUAUUUCUCUAUAUACAAUCAGUGAGAGCCACAUAAACACAACCCCUCUGUGACCAGGGAGCACCAAAACUCUGCAUAUUGAUCGCCUUGGUUAUUGAGCAUAAUCAAAGCACGACUGGUGGCACAGCUGUGUGAACAACACCUUCCCUCAGGGUCGGGGGGCGGCUGCUGCUCUGUAAAAGGUAUAAAGCAGCUUGUUCCAUUUUUUUCUACCUACACUCCUGCCACGUUGUGUUUGGUCAGGUCAGUACCACAGGUGGACAGGAGAGGAAUGCAGUCUACUGGUGCUACAGACAAUGGCUGAACACAUCCUACUACAGCUAUAAGCCACAUCAUCACCAGUCCGUAAAACAAAAAACACACAGGACUGAAUUAUGGAAUCAGCUUAGCACACAUACAGAUGUUGAUGCACAUAGUUACAAGGAAGGAACAAGUCACACCCAAAUGGAUUAGGACAGAUCAAACACCCAUUUCAACACGAGACAGUCACCAUGAUGCACAAAUAAACAAACACAAGGGAGAAUUAUCAGCUGUAACAGAUUUACCCAUCUAUCUCAUCUCUCUGUACCUUUUCUCUGGAACAUCCUCUAACUAGGUAUUUAAAAAUGCUUGUUCCUACGUUAAGACUGCUUUAAUGUUUACUUGGCUAAACUUGCGAUGUUGGCACAGGUUGUGAAAGUCGAAUCUGCUGUGAAUCAACAUUGCAUAAACAUAGAAAAGGCAACAUUUGGUCUCCAAUACUACAAAAAAGUAUUUUCGCUUUGGGGAGUAUGUUGGAUUUGAUUCUCCCAAUCGGCCUCUUCAGGUUAACAUACAACAUCUCUGACAAGUUUAAGAAAAAAAAAAAAAAAAAA
Messenger RNA from Seriola dumerili (greater amberjack), 3160 nucleotides. RefSeq names its product cell cycle control protein 50C-like (gene cdc50c). Lineage: Eukaryota; Metazoa; Chordata; Actinopteri; Carangiformes; Carangidae. The transcript is spliced from 7 exons. Gene Ontology annotation, cellular component: Golgi apparatus; plasma membrane; endoplasmic reticulum. Bases 143 to 1204 code for a protein of 353 amino acids. The record is from RefSeq and is a predicted model, not a curated record. Gene Ontology annotation, biological process: phospholipid translocation.